Molecule: messenger RNA, 3899 nt
Organism: Thamnophis elegans (Western terrestrial garter snake)
Lineage: Eukaryota; Metazoa; Chordata; Lepidosauria; Squamata; Natricidae
Gene: SLC25A26
Product: solute carrier family 25 member 26
Exons: 13
Coding region: 360-1202 (280 amino acids)
Biological process (GO): transmembrane transport
Cellular component (GO): mitochondrial inner membrane
Molecular function (GO): S-adenosyl-L-methionine transmembrane transporter activity
Source: RefSeq, a predicted model, not a curated record
GAUAGUGACUGUACAGAUGGCUGUUUAUUUUUCAUAUGCAUUGCAAGCAUCGCACCUCCGUCCUUAUUUGUGUUGACUAUACCCUGAAGACAUUCCUGGUCAAGGCCAAAUCUUGGUGAUUUCAUCGACAUGUCCUUAUAAUCAUCAUGGCAAAACUACAAGUGGUGAGGCUGGAGUUUGUGUCAAAGGGAGCCAUACCUCACUUGUGAAAGUGGUUUGAAGAUAUCUGCAACAUGUCUGCUGCAUUAUGUCUGACAGGAUAUGUACAGAAAAAUCUUAACAAAGGCAGAAAGCAGCCCCAAUAAUCUCCAGCAGAUGCCUGAAGUGUUUAGUGUUACAUUCGAAGGAACAGAUGAGGCAUGAGGCGGCUGAGCUUGCAUCAUAGAUCCAAGAAGUCCUGGGCUGUGGAGAAGAGGAUUGUGAACUCACUGGCUGGUGGGCUGGCUGGUGUGUGUGUGGACCUGACAUUAUUUCCUUUGGAUACAGUCAAAACUAGACUGCAGAGUCCCCAAGGAUUUAAAAAGGCUGGUGGUUUCCGUGGCAUUUAUGCUGGCGUUCCUUCUGCUGCCAUAGGAUCUUUUCCAAAUGCUGCUGCCUUUUUUGUCACUUAUGAAUAUACGAAGGCUGUCCUGCGCACAGCUGAUUCUCCAUAUUUUUCUCCAAUUAUUCACAUGAUGGCUGCCUCCUUUGGAGAAAUAGUUGCUUGUCUAAUACGAGUUCCUGCUGAAGUUGUGAAACAAAGAGCACAAGUGUCCCCAUCUACCAGUACCUUACGAAUCCUUUCCCAAACCGUCUAUGAAGAGGGUAUCCCAGGACUCUACCGAGGUUAUAAAAGCACAGUAUUAAGAGAGAUUCCUUUCUCUCUUGUACAAUUUCCUGUAUGGGAAUCUUUAAAGGAACUUUGGUCAUGGAAGCAAGGACACGUGGUGGAUUCUUGGCAGUCGGCAGUCUGUGGAGCAUUUGCAGGUGGAUUUGCAGCUGCAGUGACCACUCCUCUGGAUGUAGCCAAGACAAGAAUUAUGUUGGCAAAGACUGGCUCCAGAACCGCAAGUGGGAAUGUGUUAUCAGCUCUUCAAGGUGUAUGGAAAACUCAAGGGAUAUCGGGUUUGUUUGCCGGCAUUGUCCCUCGAAUCUCUUCCAUCAGCCUUGGAGGUUUUAUCUUUCUCGGGAUGUAUGACAAGAUCCGAAGCUUGCUUUUGUGAUUUUGGUCAAGAGGAACAGCUGUGAAGCCACUAUCCCACCCACCCCUCCUUAAUUCUAAGAAAAAAUAUUGACAUUUAUAGAAGUUAUUCCUUUAUAUUUCUCUCUUCCCUUCUUCCUGCCAAUCCUGCAUCCUGUGGCUCAGCAGCUGUUCAGCAGCCCGGACUUCAUUCUCUCUAUUUAAACAAGGAGAAAUCCCGUAAUUCCAUUUCCGUAACAAAAAUGUCCAUUUAUGGAGAGUCCUGUUAUGGUGGUGAGGCUAUGGGGAAGAGUCUGCCAAGAAAUUCAGCUUUGGGGGACAAAGCACCUAUUUAGGGGUUCCAGCCAAGGAACUGAAAAGCAUUAUUAUUAGCAGUCACUUUAGGGAGUGUGAUGUGCAAAUGACAGCCCAGUCUCCAUGGCUUAGUAGCCACAUAUAUUCAUCAUAGAAUGGCACCAGAGUCACCCCAGAGAAGAAAACAGCACCGUUAACAUGACUGAAAACUUGCCAUGCUCUGCAGGACAGACGGAAGAAGCAACAAGGUUUUUCUUUAAAAAAAAAUGUAUAGAAGGGGGGAAAACCCAUUUGUUUCUUGUUUGAAACCCAUUUGGAAAAUCUAGACCACUGUUCAUACCUACAGGUGCAUAGCCAGCAUUCUUGCUUGGAUAAGCAAGGCUGCCUUUUUUAAUUAGACUCGAAUUUCUUUAGUACUGAUUGAGUACAAUGUUGUAUUAUUUUACCGCCUAACAAGGGUGCCUAUGAAAAAAAGAGCAAGCUUGGGUUUUUUUUUUUUUCCUUUUCUUUCCCAUCCUUUGCCUCCAAAAAAUCAGUUUGGCAGGAGGUGAAAAAAAAUGAAGAUACAGAGAAGGGGGAAGAACUGAUGAAGGGUGAGGAGAGGAAACGAAGAUGCCAUCUCCUGCAGGGAGCUCAAUUUCUCUCCUCCAAGGACAGUCACAAAAAUGAGAGAUCUUGCUCGAGAAGCAGAGUGGGAUAGUGAUGAACCACAAUAGAUGCCGAAUCCAAAAAGAUCACAGUGCAAAGGGGCAAGGUGACUUUGGUGGCUGAAAAACACUUUGGGAAUGUUUAGACACUUGCAAAUCCUCAGGGAGGGUCAGGGUCAUAGGGUCGCAAGAUUUUGAUAUUUAGACAUAAGUUCCAUUUGGUCAUCCUAGCCCAUUUGCGGGUUAUGAAAUACAUAUCCUUUACAAAAGUCUUCAAAAUCCAGGAAGCGUAACAAUGCAGAAUUUCAUUUUACUUCUCCCACAAAGCCAAAUUAUAAAAAAGCGCAGAUCAAUGAAUCAAGGCAGGAUAAUUGGUAUUAUAAAUGAACCUUUAUUAAAGACACUUCAAUGCCAUUUGUUAAACACUUCCAAUAUCUUUACAAUGUAUUCUCAAUGUACAACAUUGUACCACAUUAGUCUAAUAAAUAAAUAACUUUUUACACAAAAAUUAAUACUUCCUCUUUCACAUUGCCUCUCAGAAGCAGCAGAUUCACAUAUUUAGUGGAAGUAACAACAUUUAAACAACUGUUAUCUAAAACUAAAAUUUCCAAAAAUGUUAAUAUGGCAAGUGUGCUUAGCAAUUCCAAUGGUGAUACCUUUUUCUAUGCCUUUCCAUAUUUACCUUCAUCUUUACCUAGAAACCUUCUUCACCUAGUAACCAAACCUUUACAAGUUCACUUUUCUUUAGAAAGCACAUCAUUUAGUCUCUCUCUUUAUGAAUAAGGGGAAAAAUUUACCCUGACUAUGUUUCCCUAUUAGCGGAUCCAUUUUCUUUAACAUCACCAAAUAAGCCACAAGUUGGCACCUUAUAUCAUUGGACACUUAUUCCAAAGUGCAAGUGUGUUUUAUUGUCUGGAGAUAGGGGGAUGGUGAAAUUAUGCAUUACUUCAGAAAGUCCAGCUUCAGCUAGAAAGCAGAUGGCAAAACUUGUCUUACAAAGCUAUACAUUUACCACCAACUGAAGGAGAAGGAAGAGUAAUUUAAUGGCAUAGUAAUCAGAUAUUUAAAAGCUCUCUCUUACUUAAAGGGAGAGAGUAUGUUUUAUCACAGGUUUCCUAUUAGAGGAAAGCCUCCUCCCAAAAGUAUGAAGAAAAAGGCUUGCACAUGGCACACCAAAACCUCUGGUUCUUUUCUAUCCAGUUGCUGUAGCAAGAUACUAAACAUCACAACAGAGAAAUAACCUGUGCCAGCUGGCCUUCUAAUGUCUAUUUAGAAAAAUCUGGUUGUUAAUGUUUCCUUUAGAGUCGAACAGUCUGGUUAAUAUAAAAACAUGCCAAAAAGCUUUCCUUGGUGUUUCAGAGUAGAUUAAGUCUAUUUGUGUCAUCCCGCAAAGAAAGUGUUUCCUAUAUUAUGUCCCUAAUACGAACUCCUAAUAUCCUAAACUAAAUCAUGUUUCCUAUCUUUAUUUCUCUGAAACUGGCCUUUAAGUCAAGUAAAGAAAAUAAGGAGAUCAGACAGAACCUGAUGCCGCCCUACAGACAAUGUCCUAACCUAUGUUUACCAAUUUUACUUCAGCCUAAGCUACAGUUAGUUGAUCAAGUGGGACGGAGAAUGACUUUUGGGAGCUACCAUACUACAUAGGCAUCAAUAUCAAAAGAGACAGCAUUUUUUUUUAAAAAAAACACCACACUUAAGUUAUAGAAACAGUUUUCAUGUGUGCGUUCACAUUUGUGUCGAGGGCUUAAGUGAACUUACAACAGUGUAUAAAAACUAAAGCA